Messenger RNA from Periconia digitata, 1345 nucleotides. Lineage: Eukaryota; Fungi; Ascomycota; Dothideomycetes; Pleosporales; Periconiaceae. The record is from the annotation of a GenBank genome assembly.
UUUACCACCGUGCCACCCCACCCAUUCCAUAGCAUCAACAACACACAUCUCCCAUCCAUUACCUCUAUCCUUCACACGCCUGUAAAGAAAAUAUUUCGCGUUCAAUCCCCGUGUCUCAUGUGUUUAUUGUUUAUCGUUUUGAAGUUAGUGGGAAUAAAAUUGCCCCACUUUCCUCUGAUUCAGGGAGUCGUGAGCACCGCCACCGUUAGGUACCGGUUACUUUGGUACUCGGACGGCCCGGGCCAAAGACGCACCGGUCGAGCGAGCGCGGUUGUGCUGUGCUGUGUUGUACAAAAAAAAAAGACUGGCGUGAGGCGGAGGAGGGGACAGUGUAUAUGCUCGUGUUGAAUGAUACGGGAUGGAUGGAUGGGUGUAGCUGGGAGGUAGGGAGAUGGGUAGUCCACUGUGCCACACAUGAAUGAACUGCACAUUUCUCUCUACAUCCAUCCCCCCCAGACCAACAAACCAUCUACGUACUUGAAAGUCCCCCUAAUACCCCUCCUGCACUCGGGCAAACAAUGCAAAUACAAUCCUGCCACUACUCAGUUGGAUUGAAUUAGAGAAAAAAAAAAAAAAACACCUGAAUCAACUCUCCCCUUCGAGUCAAGUCAGGCCUUAAUCCAACCCCAACAGUCCCCCAAAAAGCGAACAAUGAAUAAAUAAAAACCAGCGAAAGCAGAAAGAAGCUCCACAUUUGCCUAUUCAGGCUUAGCCAUAAACUACCAAACUGCUUUCCUUCACCGCCUCGAUCCUCUCUCUUGUGUGUGUGUGUGAUUGUGUGUUCAUUUUGUGCAUGCAAAAUCCGUCUGUGCCUCUAAGCUACAUUAUCUCUCUUCAGAAAUUCUGCUAUGUGGAUAGAUGGAUGGAUGGACAGAGACCGGGGCACUAGAAAAAAAAAACACCCUCAUUAUCAUCCCGCAGCAUACUUGCUGCAGUAGUCUGGAAUCCUUCCCACACCCCAUCGCUGUAUAUUGUUUCUGUGGCGUUGGGGUGGUGGGUGGGUUACCAAGCAGUGGCCUAUUUCUAGAUGCUGAUGUAUAUAUUUGUGUGUCUGUACAUAUGUAUCUGUGUGUGUGUGAUUAUAUAAGACUUGCACCGUUAAGUGCCGCCGACUUUUGCUAUAUAAAUUGCGCAUUCUUUUCUCUCCAACACGUAUAAGUUGCGACCCCUUUUUGUCUUUCUUAAUCUGUUAGAUGAUGUGCUAGAUGCGCAUGGUGUAAUCGGACUUAUACAUACAUCUAUACACACCCUUAUAGAGAGUCUCUGAUGCGUGUGAACAGUAGGCCCUCCUGAUCCCGCACCUCCUCUUUUAUAAUGGAUUUGCUUCAUCUCGAUGCUCUUCUCC